This is a messenger RNA of Canariomyces notabilis, 1661 nucleotides long. RefSeq lists its product as uncharacterized. Gene Ontology annotation, molecular function: protein binding. Bases 108 to 1571 code for a protein of 487 amino acids. The record is from RefSeq and is a predicted model, not a curated record. The transcript has 3 exons. NCBI's taxonomy places the organism in Eukaryota, Fungi, Ascomycota, Sordariomycetes, Sordariales, Chaetomiaceae. Gene Ontology annotation, biological process: signal transduction.
CGGGUUCUCAUCCCCGCCACUAGCCGUCCCGAAGAAACAAGACGCAUUUGAUACCCUGGCCCUCGCCGCGAUCCUGGCUGUGAGGGCCCAAUAGGCUGCGUCUAGCCAUGAAUUUCGAUUCGGGCACCGCAUAUGCGGAGUCAGACGCCGACGAUGAGUACGAGAGAGAUAUCCCCGGGAGCUCUCCUACAGCCACCGACGUCGAGACCUCCCCCAUCGACUCCGAUCCCCCUUCAGCCGAACACACGCCGACGACGUACGGGUAUCGCUCAAGUGCCGAUCGGCUGCCCGAAACAAUCAUAUCCGAGUGGACUGCCGAGGAAUGCGCCGACUUCAUCGCCACCAUAGGUGUGCAGCAAUACGCAGACCGGUUUAUAGAAAACGACAUUGUUGGCGAGGUCCUCGUGGCUCUGCAGCACGAUGAUCUCAAAUCGAUGGGCAUCCACAGCGUGGGCCACCGUCUGACCAUCCUAAAGUCUGUCUACGAUGUCAAGAAGGCACAGGACGUUCCUAUAGAGAGCGACCACUACAUGCCGCCAACCGCUGAAACCGAGGCACAGGCGUCAACCGCCACCCUCAAGGAUAUUAAGCAUCUUGUGGAGCAGUUACGGCUGCGCGACGAGCGGAUGGCACUGAUGGAACAAGACAUGCGAAGGAUAACUGAGGAUUUCAGGAGGUUGCGAGAAGACAUGCUCCCUGCGUUACGGCUGGUCAAGGACGUCCAGCAACCCCUGCCAAAUGUUAACAACGGUCAGGCAUACGAGUCCAACAUAUCACCGCCCGCGCCCACACCAGCAGCGGCAGGGCAGUCUGGGGGAGGCCUGAAGCGCCAGUACUCGACCAAGGUGAUGCUUGGCACCACGCCCAAAGCCUCGUCACCGACUCACCUACAAACGAGCCACAACCGCUCCUUAGUCGAGCAGACGCUCGAUCCUACGAGCGCCGCCGAACAGGCCGUUCUAUCGUCGGCGCACUUGGCGGCAAUGAACGGAACCUCUGGAAGCUCAACAUCGCCAUCGUAUCCUUCUCCGAACAUGCCAUCCCCGACAUCACCACCCACCGUCUUAUCAGGCACCACCCUUGGAGCACAAUCUUACCGGUCGGGCCAGCCCACGCCGUCCUCACGAUCCACCUUUGCCAGCGAAGACCACUACCUCCAACCGAAAGCCCCCGCCCCGGCGCCGCGCAGAAUGCAGACCCCGGCCCCCGAGACGCCCGGGUCGGUCGAGAUCUUCAAGUCGUUCCGCGUCAGCAUGGAGGACCCUUGCUACAAGGUGCUCCCCGCGGCGCUCAAAAAGUACCAGAUCAACGCGCCCUGGGACCAGUACGCCCUAUAUAUUGUAUACGGCGACCAGGAGCGCUGUUUGGGCCUGGACGAGAAGCCGCUUAUCUUGUUUAAGCAGCUCGAUAAGGAAGGCAAGAAGCCCAUGUUUAUGCUCAGAAAGACAAACAACGCGCCUGUUGACCCCGGGUCCGCCGGCACCGACGCCGCUCCCGGGAGCGCGGGGCUGGGUGGUUCGUCGGCGAGUCGUACUGCUACCGGGUAUGACCCGCCGGGGGGCAUUAUUUAGGGGGCUUAUCCAGGAAAUCUUCUUUUCUGCACUUUUCUUGUUGUUGGGUGCCUGGAUGUGUGGGAUGCGGUUUGCAUAGCGUUGCGUCGG